AUGGAUUUGAUGAAUAAAAUAUUGGAUAAUAUAAAAGAAGCUGAUUAUAACAAACAUUUAUCAAGCACGAAAGAUUACAAAACACUAUUUGCCGAAAGUCUUUUGCAUUUCAUUCAUUUACAAGGAUUACCAGAGAUACCUGAAGGUUAUUGUUUGCGACCGUUGAUGUCAACUGACUAUUAUCGCGGUUAUUUGGAAUUACUAGCGCAACUUACCGUUGUCGGUGAUGUUACAGAGGAAAUGUUUCUUCAGCGAUUCAGUUUGAUGCGUAAUAUGUCACCUCCUACAUACUACGUUAUCGUUAUUGAACAAAAAGAAACAAGACGUAUAGUGGCAUCAGCAACACUUGUUUUGGAAUGGAAAUUUAUCCACAAUACUGGAUGUCGGGGUCGUAUUGAAGAUGUUGUUGUGGAUAAAAGCGUUCGCGGGCAGCAUUUCGGAAUGUUACUUAAUCAGCAUUUGGUAGCGCUGGCACGACAUAUUGGCGUUUAUAAAUUAUCACUGGAAUGUAAGGAUGAAUUGAUAUCCUUCUACGAACAAUUUGGAUUCAGGAAAGAUGAGGGAAAUUUUUUGGUUCAAAAAUUUUGA
Messenger RNA from Acanthocheilonema viteae, 588 nucleotides. NCBI's taxonomy places the organism in Eukaryota, Metazoa, Nematoda, Chromadorea, Rhabditida, Onchocercidae. The record is from the annotation of a GenBank genome assembly.